AUGGAUUUCUGUGCGAUGAAAUGUCUACCUACAAUCGAUGCUGACGGUAGACAUGAUCGUAAACCCACUUUGAAUAUAAACACAUCCCUAGAGCCACUGACCACAUCGACUGGCCGGCUACAGCUACCGCCGCAUACUGCGAGCUUCUAA
Messenger RNA from Plasmopara halstedii, 150 nucleotides. RefSeq lists its product as uncharacterized. Lineage: Eukaryota; Oomycota; Peronosporomycetes; Peronosporales; Peronosporaceae. Bases 1 to 150 code for a protein of 49 amino acids. The transcript has 2 exons. The record is from RefSeq and is a predicted model, not a curated record.